This is a messenger RNA of Vicia faba (fava bean), 1665 nucleotides long. The record is from the annotation of a GenBank genome assembly. NCBI's taxonomy places the organism in Eukaryota, Viridiplantae, Streptophyta, Magnoliopsida, Fabales, Fabaceae.
AUGCGAAUUCCUAAGAGGCUAUUCUCAUUUUCUCUUCCUCAACUCGUAGCGCCUCUUUUAUCUUCCCGAAUUCGCGGUAAACCUUCUCGGAAUUUCGUCAACAUCGCAUCACCAGGUGCUAGCAAGUUGCACUCUCAAUAUUCAAUGGAUGAGAACCACGACGUUGGUAUGCAUGACUCAAAAUCAAUUGGCAGGGAUAGGGAAAAACAACCAUGUUACAAGCCUGAAACUUUUGAAUCUCUUGCUUAUCAAGGCACAAUUAAAAAGCUGGUUUACGAUUUGGGGUAUCCUAGCGAGUUACUAAAUUGGUCUUUUAAUUGGAAGUACAUGGUCAGGGGCUUGGUUCUUGACAAAAAAAGAGGAAAUAUAUUGAAGAUGGAUCGCCACAAAUAUGUAAAAGUAGCUUAUCAUGGAUUUAGAGAAUUGUCAAAAGAAGAUAAAGUUGGGACCUACGGGAAUACUUUAGUACGCAAUUCAUUUGACGAGCCCGACUAUGCUCUAAUCGAUACACUUUUCUCUCUCGCGGAAGCCUACUUGUUUGCUCAACUGGUUGAUUUUAAGGAUUGUAAUCCUGGAAAGAUUCGAGAGGGUGUUGAUUAUGCGCGCAUGUAUAAAGAUGUUCGAGCUGCUGUUGAUUUGUGCCACCGUGAUGGGACGUUGAAGCAAAUGGUUGCUAAAGAUCCUGGAAGGUAUAUCAAUGAAGACACCAUGAUAGUCCCCAUGCUUGAAAUGCUCAGAGAAUCUGGACGUGCAACAUUUUUAGUGACAAAUAGUUUAUGGGACUAUACAAAUACUGUCAUGAAUUUCCUCUGUGGAUCCAGACAGGUAGAUGGCAGUAACAAUUUUGAAUGGCUUCAAUACUUUGAUGUGGUUAUCACUGGCAGUGCAAAGCCAGGAUUUUUUCACGAGGAAAAUCGUGCCAACCUAUUUGAAGUUGUGCCUGAGACUGGAAUGCUUCUCAAUACAGAUAAUGGCUCUCCUAUGCCUCAGGUGGGGAACAUCUCGGCGAGGAUAUUCACAGAAGCAAAGAAUCACGCUUGCCAAGCUUUCCAGGGAGGCAAUGUCGCUCAUCUGCAUAAACUUCUUUCCAUUGAAUCAAGUUCACAGGUUCUGUAUGUUGGGGAUCACAUUUAUGGAGACAUACUACGUAGCAAAAAGGUUCUUGGAUGGAGAACAAUGCUUGUAAUCCCAGAGCUGGAGAAGGAAGUUAAACUCCUCUGGGAGUCAAGGGACACCCGAAAGGGAGAAUUUUACUUGAAUAUUCUCAUGCAGGAGCUUCAGUUCUUGAGAAGUGAGCGUGAUCGCAUUGAGGAUGAAGUACAUCAUUUGAAGUGGUCUCUCAAAUUCAAGAACCCAGAUGCUGUUACCAAGCAAAAGUUAUCUUCAGCACUUGAUAAAUUGGAGCUUGAAAGAGAGAGAAUGCGAUUAAUCCAUCAAGAAGCUCAAAGAAAAUUACAUCUAGGGUUUCACGAACCAUGGGGACAGCUUAUGAAAACUGGUUAUCAGAAUUCUCGCUUUGCUCAUCAGGUUGAGAGAUUUGCCUGCCUUUAUACUAGCCAAGUAUCUAACCUGGCGUUGCACUCUCCAGACAAGUAUUACAGACCCAGUGAAGAUUUUAUGCAGCAUGAAUUUGGAAUUCUCGGUUCUGAGCCACGAGGAAUAUAA